GAAAUGAUCAGUUAGUUACUCAGGAACUCCAGCCUAACUAGACCGUUUUCUCCCACAUAUUCUUCCACGUAUGGGUGCCGAAUUUAUCUCUCCGAAAUUCUCAUUCGAGGAAUCAAGUGUUUUAAUUGGAUGAGUUAUAGUUAGUUUUUAUUAAUUUAAGAAAAAAAAGCGUGAAUGUUCUAGCAGAAUAAGAAAUUUUAUUAGUGCAAGGCCUGAAGUAGCCUUUAGUUUUUCUAAAUACAAUAAUUAAAAAAUAUACGAAUUUCGGGGGCCUUUGGAAGUCAAAUCGAAAAUAAUCCUACAAAAUGAAUGGGACGAGUAAAUCGAAUAAGAAACCGAAGUACAAGCUAGAAGCUCCUGAAGGAGGAUGGGGAUACUUAGUUUGCGUUGGGAUGGGCCUCGUGCUUCUAGGCGGUACCAUUGGAAUGCAUUGCUAUGGUUUGAUAUUCAACGACUUUCUGAAGAGCAUCGGAGUUGGGACUAGUGUCGUUGCAAUUGCAAAUGGGUGUUCUUUUGGAGUGAUGAGCAUUGCAGGUCUCUUCUCGAAUACUCUUAUCCAGAGAUUUGACAAACGAUCAGUUGGUGUUGCUGGAGGUUUCCUGUUUGUUUUAGGUGGUUUAGUUCAGACGUUCGCCCACUCUGCUAUGCACUUGUUUAUUGCGGCUGGUGUGCAAGGUGCCGCUUUUGGCUUUAUGAUUCCCAUAAUGUUCUCCACUUUCAACCAUUACUUCGUAACCCGACGAGCUAUGAUGAUGAGUGUAACUCAAUCAAUUAUCGGCGUGGGGCACAUGUUUGUUCCCAUUGUAAUUGAGCAUCUUCUAGAUAAAUAUGGAUUCCGCGGAUGUGUUGCUCUCAUAACAGCCUUUUCAGGAAACUGUAUACUUGGAAUGUUAGUCAUGCAUCCUGUGGAAUGGCAUAUGAAGAAAGUUCCAAUUACUGAAGAGGACGAGAGUAACCAAGAGGAGGGAGAGAAGCAUGAAAUAGGAAAAGCAGUAAAAGGCAGAAUCAAGGAUGAAGACUCACACCAAUUGAAGCCUCUUAUUGCUGAAAUGAAGGACAAAGGUCACAUGAAGUCGAUAGUAUCGCUGAGACGUGCGAAGCUUGCAGAUAGCGUUUCUAACUCGAGAAGAUCUAGUUUAGCAAGUUACAGUAACUGGACUGGCUCCGUGAUUAUCACCGAAGCUAUUGAGCCUCAGCCUAAAACUACAGGAAAAUGGAAACUGAUAGUUGACUUCUUGGAUUUGAGUCUUCUCAAACAACCUGUUUACGUUAAUAUCGUCCUCGGGAUAACACUUGCUUUCUACGCAGAUCUCUCUUUCUUCUCCUUCCAGCCGCUCUACUUAUUUGAAUUGGAGUAUACGAAGUUGGAGGUUUCUAGAGUAAUUGCAGUAGGGGCAGGUGCUGACUUACUCUCUAGGUGUGCCUUAGUAGUGCUUAAUGCGGUUGCACCUGUUCCAGCGAGGUACAUCUUCUUAGCGGGAGCUAUCGCGAGCAUAAUUUCGCGAUUUGCUUUUCUCUAUGUUAGAGACUUCUGGGCAAUGGCCGGCUUAACCGCCAUUAUCGGUUUUUUCAAAACAUGGAUGCAUAUUCCGAUGCCUUUAGUAUUCGCAGAAUAUUUGCCAAAAGAGAGGUUUUCCUCUGGCUAUGGACUUUUUAUGUUCCUUCAAGGAGUCAUAAUGUUUGCAAUUGGUCCAGUUGUAGGAUAUAUUCGCGAUUUGACGAGGAGCUAUUACAUGGCUUUUCAAUAUUUGAACGUUUGUUUGUUUAUCAAUGUCAUUAGUUGGCUCCAGGAGAUCAUAUGGCUACAAUGUAGGAAGCCGAAGGCUAUGAGCUCUAAUGAGGGAGAAAAACCGGAGAAACAGCCAGCUUAGAUUCUCUGAAAUUUUAA
Molecule: messenger RNA, 1888 nt
Organism: Hermetia illucens (black soldier fly)
Lineage: Eukaryota; Metazoa; Arthropoda; Insecta; Diptera; Stratiomyidae
Product: monocarboxylate transporter 7-like
Exons: 8
Coding region: 306-1871 (521 amino acids)
Biological process (GO): transmembrane transport; monocarboxylic acid transport
Molecular function (GO): monocarboxylic acid transmembrane transporter activity
Source: RefSeq, a predicted model, not a curated record